Molecule: messenger RNA, 4685 nt
Organism: Lytechinus variegatus (green sea urchin)
Lineage: Eukaryota; Metazoa; Echinodermata; Echinoidea; Temnopleuroida; Toxopneustidae
Gene: rad21
Product: double-strand-break repair protein rad21 homolog
Exons: 13
Coding region: 232-2070 (612 amino acids)
Biological process (GO): mitotic sister chromatid cohesion; synaptonemal complex assembly; replication-born double-strand break repair via sister chromatid exchange
Cellular component (GO): cohesin complex; synaptonemal complex
Molecular function (GO): protein binding; chromatin binding
Source: RefSeq, a predicted model, not a curated record
GGGAAACAAAUUAGAGACGCCAUCUUGAGCGUCGGUACGAAAAAUCGUCUGACUGAUGUGUUUUUUAACGCGAAAAUCAUCACUUUGGGUCGAAUCACAAUUGCUCUGCACCUGUAUGUGGUGUUUCCAUAUGGAGAUAUAUGAUACAUAAUUGUAUAAGUGAUAAAGUGUACUUCUCUUUGGGGCUGUAAGACAAACCUUUGAAGAGUAACUGUAGCAGCAGAAGUCAUCAUGUUUUAUGCACAUUAUGUGCUGAGUAAGAAGGGGCCCUUGGCCAAGAUUUGGUUGGCUGCCCACUGGGACAAGAAGUUGACAAAAGCUCAUGUAUUUGAAACAAAUGUUUCAUCAUGUGUGGACAGCAUCAUUCAUCCAAAAGUCAAGAUGGCAUUGCGUACUUCUGGGCACUUGCUGCUUGGAGUUGUGAGAAUCCACAGUAGGAAGGCUAAGUACCUCUUGGCCGAUUGUAAUGAAGCCUUUGUCAAGAUCAAAAUGGCCUUCAGGCCCGGUGUUGUGGAUUUACCUGAAGAAAACAGGGAAGCAGCAUUCACAGCCAUCACGUUGCCAGAGGUCUUUCAUGACUUUGAUACAGCUGUUCCUGACCUCAAUGAUGCUGAGGUCCAGAAGCAGUUCGCCCUAAAUCAGAGCAGAGUUGAAGAAAUCACGAUGAAAGAAGAUCUUGGCAACAUCACUCUCACACAAGAUGAUGCCUUUGGUGACAUCACGUUUGAUGACCGUGAGAUGAUGCGCGAUGCCCCCAACAUCGAUGAUUCCCUCUACAAGCGUGGCUCCGACGAGUCCACCAUGCUGAGUGAGAUGGGUAACAGGAAGGACAACACCAUUGACACCACCCUAGAGAAGCCUAUGGACCUUGGUCUGGAUGAGCCUAUCAGAGAUGAUGGCUUCGGAGCAGAGAUGGGCAUGGGGAGUGGCAUCCUUGGCAAUGAGUUUAUGGGACCUGAAGAAGGUUUAUUUGAUGAGCAACCAGAGAUUCAUGCCGGUGAAGUGCCCAUGGGAGGUACUGCAUCGGGAGAAAGCAGUCCAGAAAGGCCGAAUGAACCAGAGAAACAAAUGCCAGGUCAACCGAUGGAGCAAGGGGAGGAUGUUGCUGAACAACCUGUAGCAGAUCAAACAACACUAGUACCAAAUGAUGAGGAUGCAUUUGCCCUAGAACCAAUUGACAUUUCAGCUGGCAUGAAAGAAACUAGACAGAGACGCAAGAGGAAACUGAUUGUUGACGAGAUGAAGGAACUGGCCGGUGAUGUCAUCAAAUCGCAACUCAAAGAUACAUCCGACAUCGUGGCCACCCUAGACCUUGCCCCACCCACCAAGAAACUCAUGCUGUGGAAGGAGACUGGCGGUGCUGAGAAACUCUUCUGUCUGCCGGCAAGGCAACACACAUCAAUAUUCAUCCUGUCUAUUUAUAGACGGAAUCUCACGGCCGACAUUCCCAAAGAUCUCAAGAUUGUCCGAGAUGAAGACUUUGAGCUUGAAGAGCCUGAAGUACAGCGAAGAGUAGAGCACCAUGACUUCACCCUUGAGGCUUCCAGAGACCAGACGUCACUAUCCAUCGACGAACCCUCAAGGAUUGAGGAGCAGCCCAGUACCUCCGCUACACCCGCCCCUCCUGCUCCAGCCGACUUGCCCAUCCCCAUGUCCAGGAGAUCCUCUUCAUCGGACGGUGGUGACUACGGUGGGGACCUCUUCGCUGGCGACUACGAUGAUGAUUAUGAUAUCCCGUCAGUGGCACCCCAGUCUGUUGGACCAAGUGAUGCUGAAGAACCCGAAGAGGAAGAAGAGCUCCAAGAGGGUGAAGACCAGGAAGCACAUGAAGAGAGAAAACUCAACAAGAGAGCACAUAACAUGUUGACAGCUAUCAAUACCAGACUACAGACGUCAUCUGACGUAUCAUUCAAGCAUGACUUGACAAUGCGACUGAACAGGAAGCAAGCUGCAGCCAAGUUCUACACCCUCUUGGUCCUGAAGAAGCAGCAAGCCAUCGAUGUCUUCCAGAACGUCACGUACGGAGACAUCACCAUCCAGAGUGGGCCUAUGCUGGAGGGGGUUGCAUAGGCAGUACCCUCGCCGCUAACCGCAACUAGUUAUUACACUGAACAAUCUAAGACAUGGCCAUUGUAUCAAGUCCCUUGGCAUAAUCAGUGUGAAUAAGUCUGCAGGGCUACCAGGUCUCCCCGAUUUCCAUAGAGACUCCCUGAAAAUUGACUGAUUUUUGAGCGAAACACUGCAGAUUGUCAACAUAUAUCUCUGGUUCAUACAUAGAUUUCUUUCAUCGGACUGUGUGUAAUUGGGAGGGAUUUCCCCCAUUCCACGGUAAAUUCUUCCAGAAAGGUGAAUAUCAAAGUUGGCGGCACCGAGUCCGUUGCUGCAUCCUCAUCUGUGUAAAAUCAAGCCAGGGUGGAUGCUAUUUAGACAUACAGAGUUCUUUUCUAGAGAUCAUUGUCAUCGACUCUGCAUCAAGUCAAGUUCCCUACAACCAUCAUUCAUCUCGCCCCUGAGGUUCAUUCGCACUGGAUGGAAAAGGAAGUACAUAUACCAGUAAAGAUUUCAGUCCUAGAACAGAGAUGUCAGGAUUUUGCCAGGGGUGUGGCAUGUUAUUGCAGCUGCCUGAUGAUAGUGGAUUUUACAAGUGGUGUAGAUGCACAUCAAGUCGAUUGCAAUGCAUUUUUAAGCGAGACGGGAAUGAUUUCACCCGACAAACUGUUAUUGAUUUUACAGAAAGCUGUUUUAGUCCCUUAUAUCCAGUUGAUAAAUUUCAUUCAUUGGUUUUAUUACCUGAAAGUUUGCGAGGUUCUAGCCACUUCAUUUCAUCAACACUGUGUUCCAUCAAUAGAUCUUACACACUAACUCGGCUUGGAAAUAACCCUCUUCGCCCAUGUGAUUUUCAAAAUAAAUUUGACCAACAUUUUCGUCUUUGAGAGUAUUUGAUCCGAUUGUAAAAAGUGUGUACAGUGAUGUAGAAUUUCUGUUGCUGUUGCCAAGACUGGGAAUCCUAACAUUGUGAUUAUCUUAUUCUUUCCAAUGGAAAGCAUACCAGAUAUAAUGAUAUGGCAGUUAUUUCACCGUUCAAGAGAUGUUAGUGUAUUUGCACAGUCUUUGUUGUCAGUCGUGAUGUGGAAUAUAAGGUUUGAUAAUAGUUUCCAUAAAUGAAGAAAUGUUCAUAUUUUUAUAGGAAUUUUUAAAACAGUUACAAAUGUCGAAAUGAAUUGGAAUAUUCUCAUUAACAAACCUCAUUGAAAUCCAAAAUGCUAUGAGGAAAAAUGUCUUUUGAUAUGAUAUGGAAGGCUCAUUCUCCAUCUUAUAUUUGCGAUGACUAUUUCAGAUUUUGUGAAGAGUGCUUUUGAUACCAAUACCAUAAUUUGAGCAUUGUAUAGCAAAAUAUAAAUCCAGAAGUUGUCCACAAUGUUUCAUAAUGGAAAUAACUUGUUUUUAAACUUAAAGUUGUUUUUUAUCGAAUGAUACUGGUAUUUGGAAAGCUUUUAUAAUCAAUUACAGAUUUCUUAAGCUUAUAAGGUUACCUUGAUUUCAUAAAUGACUGACAAAAAAUUUGUUAAUCAAUUCCAUGCUAGAUUGACUGCAAAAUUGUGUUUGAUUCUGUUUAAUUUCAAUCUAGGUCUAUUUUUACUGUAUUGUCUUCUGUUGUAAAUAACAUAGAUUAUCUCAACCUCCAUAUUUUGUAGGAAUCUUUCAUUUAACUAUUUAUUUGGCCAUCAAUAAAACAGUGAAUACAUGUUGGAUUCUCAAAUUAAAGUACAUGUUGAAAAAGUCUGUUUGAUGAAAUUCUGUGAAGUAAUCUGUACUGUAGAUGAUUCUUUCUCAACAAUACUUGUGUGUCAAUAGCUCUUUGAUUUUAACGAAAAGAUUCUUACAGCUAGUCUGUAGAUCAAGGGUUCAGGCUGGUUUGGGGGAAGGAGAGGUACCUCCCCCCCCAUGCUUCCAAAAUUCAGUCAACCCCUAACUUUACCCCCCCCCCACCAAGAUGUGCAAUGCACAGUGGAUUUGUUUUUGAAGCACUGUUGAAAGCAGAAAAGGGGGUGGUAUUUUGGGGGUUUGCAAGGGAAGGAAAAAUACUGUUUGACUUGUGCCCCCCCCCUUGGCCUUCCUUUGUUUGAUCUACAUGCACAUAUAACAACAUAAACAUGGUAUGAGCCUCUCCGAACUGGUAUUUUUGUAGUAAUGUACUAUUAUUUAAAAUUGUAAAAUGCAAAUACUUUUUCAGGGUUUACAUUGCCUCUUGAUAUAUAGACUUCUGCCUUUUAACAAAAUAAUAAAAACAAAUCUGAAAUUCGAUGUUUCCAAAUACUGAUGGUUCUCAAACAUCCGUGAUUCAUUGUAGGACUUUGUAAUACCUCUAUCAUACCAAUUGAAUAUAUGGCCUGAAUUGUGUACUAUUGUUCGUCCUAUUGUUCUCAAUGGCUUGUUCAAAAUGCGUCUUAAGUGUUUGAAUGUUUACCAGUUAUUACACAGUUUGCCAAAAAUUUCACUUGCAUUUCUUAUAUAUUAUACACAUUGCACAGUGCCAUCAUUUUUAAAGAGCACUCAUGUUCGGUUAGAAAAGGAGCUGUAUAGAAUAAGUAAUGUUAGAUAUCUUCUUUCUAUCUUGGCUAUGCUGUAGCUGAGUCAGUUGUAUUUCGGGAACAAAUUUGCAACAGUCAACCCUGCUCCAACAU